AUGUUCUUCAUCAAGCUUGUGGCUCUUUCAGUUCUGUCCUUGUCCGUUGUAAACGGUCAGGGCACUGACGAAUGCCCCGAAAUUCCAGAGACGGGGAUCACUAUCGGCGAUCCCGUCCCCAUCCGACCGGAAGAUAUCCCAGCUGGCUGUUCUGAUUUUGAGAUUCUCGUUGCUCGAGGAACGAGUGAGCCUAACUAUGUUGGAGGUGGCGGCAAGUUUGGCAUCAUAGUCGGCGACCCGGUCGUUAGCAAUGCCACUGUUGCUCUGCCUGGUGCCAGAGGAUACCCGUAUCCGGCCAGCUCGCAAAUCAUCACGGGCGUUCGUCAAGGUUCUAGAGACGUGGUCAACCGUCUCAAGUCUCAGGCUACUGCCUGUCCCAAUCAGAAUUUCUCUCUUGUCGGAUACUCUCAGGGCGCAGCUGUGAUGCAUGCUGCCGCGGCUGACAUUCCGGCCGAGCUCUAUGGCCGCAUCAAAUCGUUAGUAAUGUUUGGAGAUGGAUACUUGAAGCUCGGAGCCAGCCUUAGCAAGUUCCCUGCCGGACUGAACGAGAAAGCGAGGCAGGUUUGCGAUGCCAAUGGCACCUGCACAUUCUUCCACCUCACUUACAUUCGCCCCGAAUUCAUUGAUCCUGCAGUCGACUUCAUUGUCCAGAAGUUCAUUCAGUAA
This is a messenger RNA of Colletotrichum scovillei, 666 nucleotides long. RefSeq lists its product as uncharacterized. The record is from RefSeq and is a predicted model, not a curated record. Gene Ontology annotation, molecular function: hydrolase activity. The transcript is spliced from 4 exons. The coding region runs from base 1 to 666 and encodes 221 amino acids. Lineage: Eukaryota; Fungi; Ascomycota; Sordariomycetes; Glomerellales; Glomerellaceae.